GAGGUCGGGGAGUCCCGGUCCUGAGGCGGCCGCGGCGCCCGGAUCGCGCAGCUCGGCGGCCGCCGGCGCCGGGGAGCGAGCGGAGUUUAUAGGCAGCUGAAGACAGGAGAGGAACAUGGAGGAAGACAAAAUGACAGGUCUUCGAAAUAAGCUCAAAGAGGCUGAAUCAGAGCGACUGAAAGCUGCGCAGUAUGGCCUACAGCUCCUGGAGAGCCAAACUGAAUUGCAGAAUGAAUUGGAUCAGUGUCGUCAUGAGCUGAUGGCCGUGACUGAGAAAUAUGAACAAGAAAAAUACACUCUUCAGAGAGCUGUGGAGCUUAAGAGCCGCAUGCUAGAGAGUUUGAGCUGUGAGUAUGAAGCCAUGAAGCAGCAGCAGAAGCUGCAGCUGGAGCAGCUGGAAGAGCAGCUGGGCCGACGGCAUGCGCAAGAGGCAGAGGAGCUCAGAGGCAAGUUGGGAAGGCUGGAGGCAGACCUGGACGAGGCCAGGCUCCGUGAGAAGCAGCUGGGGCACAAGGUAGAGCACCAGAAGGAGCUCCUGGCGCAGAAGGCGGAGGAGCUGCGGCUCGUGUCCGAGCGCCGGCAGGAGAGCACCCCCUCGGAGACGCUGGCCCUGCGAAAGGAGCUGUCUGAUGUGGCGCGCCUGAAGGCGGGCCUGGAAGAAGAGGUGCGUGAGCUCCGCUACGCUCAGGAGAGACUGGAGCAUCUGAGCGCCGACUUGAUGCGCCAGGCAGAGCAGCUCAGGGCAGAGAAGGACGAGCGGGAGAAGGAAGCGGCGUCCUGCUACAGCGCCCUGGAGAAAGCACGGGUGGAGAGCCAGGAUCUGCAGCUGCAGCUGAAUCAGGCCCUGCAGCAGGCACUGGACCCCAACAGCAAGGGCAACUCACUGUUUGCGGAGGUAGAAGAUCGGAGGGCGGCCAUGGAGCGGCAGCUCAACAGCAUGAAGGUCAAGUAUCAGACGCUGAAGAAGCAGAAUGCCUUCUACCGAGAGCAGAUGCAGCGGAUGAAGUUACAAAUUGCCACGUUGCUACAAAUGAGAGGGUCCCAGGCAGAGUGUGAGCAGCAAGAGCGGUUGUUUACCAUGGUGGAGCAGAAGAAUGGGGAGAUAAAGCAUCUUCUAGGGGAGGUUAGAAAUCUGGAGAAAUUUAAGGAGUUGUAUGAGAGUGUGAAGCAGAAGCCCCCGGCAGAGGCCAGCCCCUCCACUCCGCAGGACAGCAGCUACUACACAGACUUGCUGCAGCUGAAGAUCCAGGAGCUGAACAAAGAAAACGAGAGCACCCGAGGUGAGCUGUCCAUCCAGCGGAUGAAGGCCUUGUUUGAGAGCCAGCGCUCCCUGGAUUUUGAGCGAAAACUCUUUGCCCAGGAAAGGUGCCUGCAGGUUGUGGAAAGUGAGAACAUGAAGCUGAGAGCCAAGCUGGAUGAGUUAAAGUUGAAGUACGAACCCGAAGAGGCCAUGGACGUGCCUGUUCUCAAGAAGAGGCGGGAGGUGCUGCCCGUGGACGGAGCCACCCCCGAAGGCCAGCUUGCCCACAGCGCUGCUGGGAAGGAGGUUUCUAGACUCUCACCUGGCAAAGAGGAGACACAGUCCUGUCCAAACAACUUAAGAGAUAACUUCCCGUUAGAAAAGUCAGUCUCUGUGGACAAGCCCGCCACCGGCGUCCCUGCUCGCCAAGAUCUGCCCCCAGACGCACAGCGCAAGAAGGAAAGGAAGUGUGUGACGCUUGUGGACGCCCCCGCAGCCGCCCAAGCCUUGGAUGAGUGCGACGGGCCCUCCCCCAGCUCUGCCAGCUCCGCCAGGUUAGCUGCUGAUGCAAGGCUUCAAGCAGAAGUUAAGGAAGAAGAAGAAAACUCAGGCAAGGUGGGAAAGGAGCCGUGUAAGAAGCCACACCCCGUGAUGUACGUGUCCUCCAAGCCGGGGGCGGCGCAGGCGCAGUGCGCACAGCAGUAGAGUCGGGCCCCCAGGGCCAGGCCGUCCCCGCGGGGAGGAGGGCGCCCGAGGUUCACACCGGCUGGCAGACGCUUGGCAGCACCCCUCCACGUGGCUGCACUGCUAACCUGAGAAAGCCCAAGCCAUGGCCCCUCCCAGAGCUUCUGUGAAUCACAGAGAACUGGUUGUUAUCAGAAGGAAAAUGAUCGUUAAUGUACCUCUACUUUCUGUCUUGGAUGUAAAACUUUCAAGUGAUGAGAUCACAUUUAAAAAGAGAACGCUGACCUUGUUAAAUACUGUAUUUUCCUUUCCACGAUUUUUAUGACCUUAGUUUUUCACUGUUGUAAAAAUAGAGACUUUUGUUUGAAAGCA
This is a messenger RNA of Dipodomys spectabilis (banner-tailed kangaroo rat), 2296 nucleotides long. It is a transcript of the gene Spdl1, whose product is annotated as spindle apparatus coiled-coil protein 1. The record is from RefSeq and is a predicted model, not a curated record. Gene Ontology annotation, cellular component: spindle pole; outer kinetochore. NCBI's taxonomy places the organism in Eukaryota, Metazoa, Chordata, Mammalia, Rodentia, Heteromyidae. Gene Ontology annotation, molecular function: kinetochore binding. Gene Ontology annotation, biological process: mitotic spindle assembly checkpoint signaling; mitotic metaphase chromosome alignment; protein localization to kinetochore. The transcript is spliced from 12 exons. Bases 116 to 1945 code for a protein of 609 amino acids.